AUGACAGCUGGUACGUCAUUGGUGUGGAUUGUGGGUUUCAAUCGACCUCCGUUCAGCGCCUCCAUGGUUGAGCACGCUAAGGUUGUGCUACCUUCCAUCUCGCAGGCCAUGGCUGGGGCGGCCACUUACAAGUGCCGCAAUCUGAAUCCGAGUUAUUCCAUCAGGUUUCAGAACGAUUCGGCUGCCCGACCAUUUUCGAGCACGCCAGAUCCAGAGGCUUUCACUAUGACGAUCCAGUGGCCAAGACGUGUCUUUGUCUUCGAUGCCGCCUUGAUGCGCCCCACAAUGUGCGGGCCAAGAACAAGCUCGUCGGCAGCUUGUGGCAGCAGGAUCUUGGCCGUAUGA
Prorocentrum cordatum is the source of this 345-nucleotide messenger RNA. Lineage: Eukaryota; Dinophyceae; Prorocentrales; Prorocentraceae. The record is from the annotation of a GenBank genome assembly.